CAAAAAUAAUGAGGGUAAAAUGGCCUCCAGCGGACUCGCGAUUUUAGCCUUAUAUUUAUGCUCUGCAGCCAUUGGCCGAGCUUCAGGGCUGGAAGUGAAAAUUGAGCCAAAUGUAAUGGAGAUAAGGAAUUAUGUUGGAGAUGAUCUUAUCCUGAGCUGCCACGUGAAGAAAAGCAAAGAAGAGCAGGACAAAUUCUCUCUCAGCUGGCAGGUUCCUUUUGAUAAAAAUGUGCGUGUAAAUAUUAGCGAUAUUUUGGGAACAUUAAUAUUAUCUGUUCAAGAUCUACAUGAGACAGACCGGGGCAAUUACACUUGUACUCUUAUGAGUGAACAUGAUCCACCACUGAGGACAUCAGUGAAUGUUGUUGUGCUGCCACGAGGCAGAGUUGGAUACUGCUCCCAUGACUCCUUUCGCUGUUUGAAUGGAGAGUGCAUUUCUUCGCGCUAUAAAUGCGAUGGUCAUGCAGACUGCACAGAUGCCUCCGAUGAACUGCAAGCAGACCAGUGUGGGACGGAUGUGUGUGCAGGGAAGCUGAUCUGUGAGGAGGGGCGGUGCAUUCCCCCAAGUCUGUGCUGUAGGGAGAAAGACUUGCAUCCCCCAAAUUGUACUAUAAGGCCAGGGAUUGAAUGUUGCAAACAGCUUUUGCAUCCUGCUAUUCGUGACCAGGAUAUCUACUACCUAAAAGCACCACCAAGAUUGCAUCAACAAAGGAACCCACAGCCAGAUUCUACUCUCAUAAUGGGUUGCAUUGUGGCAGUAGCAAACUUGAUAACAGUUGGUAUCAUAGUUGGGGUAAGGUACCACCUAUGGCGUUCCAAUGGUUCUACCUCCCGUGCCCAUUACCACCUGAAUAGAUUACGGUCAGCCACUCUCCGUCCAUUUGGCUUUGGUUCUUCUCUCAAUCCUCCAUCAACCACUGAUCAGUAUCAGUUACGGUCAGCAGAUACUCUGUAUUCAAGAAGAAUCCCUGGUUUGCGGUCGGAUCUUCUGUCGCCAGAGAUCCUUCGCGAACAGAGGCAGCAGUGCACACAUCAGCAGAGACCCUUUACUGGAGGAGUUGUCUUGUGCCCUCCAACCAAUGCUCAGCCUCCUCAGUACUCACAGUUGCCGACAGCUCAUACAGGGCCCCCGCCUGCUUAUCAUCAGGUUGUGGGAGCUCCACCACCACCUUACUCCUCCCGUGAUGAUCUUACACUAGGAAGCUCCUCGGAUGGCUCCUCCCUGUCUCUCCUGUCACCACUUCUGAACAACAAUAACAAUGGGGAUAUCAAUGGUAACACCACAGCCCACCUUUCUGUUAUACAGAACCAAAAUGUGGCCCAUGCUACAGCUUCCUCUGCAGCACCUUCUCAGUUCUCAGGUUCCCAGUCCCGAGGCAACAAAUGAUGAGCAUUAGCAUUUAUGGGGUGGAGAGAAACAUGCUUGAAAACUUUUUGAAUCUGAUAAUAUUUUGAAUCGUAAUCUUUUGAAUCUUUGAAGAAUUUUAAAACUCUCAAUUCAGUUUUUGAAUCUUAAUGAAUUUUUAAAAUCUUUAUUAAUAUUGAAGUCUUAAUUAACUUUUAAAUCUUUAUUUAUUUUUUAAAUCAUAAUUCAUUGUUUUUAGUGGAUAGCGUAUCUGACUCAGAAUAUGAGGUUGAGGAGUCCUCUUUGCAAACGGUGCUUUGAGGACAACAAAAGUUAAUUUACAAUUGACCAUGAAAUGAUGGGAAUAUUGAUAAAGAAUUGCACUGUCUUUGAAGUUAAAUUUGGUAUUCUCCUUUGCCUGGAAUAUUAUUGAAGAUUCACAAAGUACAUUGUACAAUUGUCCAUUUAUUAUUUUUGGAACUUAUUUCAUCUAUAAUGUGUACUCAUGGUUGUUUCAUCCUUGUGUAACAUUCCAUGCAAGGGGAAUUGAGAAAUUAUAAUAAUCAUAUAAAAUCUUAGUAUUCAACUUCUAGGCAAAUUACAAUGAACUGAAAUGAGAUUAGGAUAAGGACACGGUGGCAUGAUGUAUAGAAAUUGUAACUGAAGUUCUGCAUUUAUAGCAUUUAAUAAUAUAAAGCUAUAUUCAAAAGUGCUUCCAAUGAUGUACAAAGUAAGGAAUUUAGGCUUUACAGCUUUGAGUUUCAUAACUGUUCUGUUCUGACUAAAUUUAUGUUCAUCGGGUUACGAUAUUUCUUAAAAUCUAAAGAAAUUUAAAAGGUAGGAAAAAUAAAAUUAUUUUAAAGCAUCAGUAUGGAUAUUAUGACAAUUUUGCAAUGAACUGAACUAAACUGAUAAAAUUAGGCAAUGUCAAAACUUGCCUCACUGCUCAUUUACUAUAGACAAAGAUAUUUUUCUUUUUAUUGCACAAACACAGAAUUGCGUUUUUACCUCUUCUCAGGAUAUUGAUGGAUGAAACACAACUACAAGGAGAAGAGAAACACUAAAUCUGUUAAGUUUCAAGUAAAACUGAGUUUGUCUCCAAGCAUCAAUACAUAAAUGGUAUGAGUGACAUCUAGUUUCAUUUGAAAGGUCACAGGUUUUGGAUGCCUUCACUUUGGAGUUGUUUUAGGGUUUGUGUCUGUUUGUUGUUUUAUUACAAAUUACAUUUUUUUAUGAUUUGUUGAUAUUAACAGAUAUUAUUGUGAGAAAAAUACAGUAAAUACAAGAGAUAUAAAGAAAAAAAGAACAAGUAAGUUCUGAGAUAUAUGUAGGCAUAUUAGUUUGUAGAAAUUUUAUUAUAUUAUUGUUAGUAUUUAAGACAGUUGUCAGUCAUUGAUGUCUUAUCAUUAUUAUUAUUGUUAUUCUUGCACUGGAAAAUGAUGAAUGGAAAGAACUAGUGGUAACAGAAUGGCAGUUUUGUGUAUCACAAAAGACAACUGGUACCUGAUUGGCUCAUUUGCCAAACAAGAAUCACUGUAUCUUCAAGCUUGUAAAACUUUUUCAUGUUUUCUAAAUCUGAUUUUUAAAGUGUGUUUGCCCCCCUCCUUUUUUCCUUCUUUUUCUUUUUCUUUAUUUUACAAUUUGUGUUGUCUAAAAUCAUCUUGUGCAAUUAUAUCUGUACAAGUAAACAUGUGCCAAAUGCAUGCACACUUCUAUAUCAACUAAUGCUUAUAUUUGAAAUAAUGUGAUAGUCCUAAAGUAGUUGAAAAUUGCAGUUCAAGGCUCAAGACUGCCAUAUUGAAAUUGAUUAAAUGCUAAUUUGAACUGUAAGCUUACAUUACAUAUUCAAAAAUAUUUAUGAAAAUAGCAGAUACAUUGAAAUAAGGGACGUGCAAUAUCUGUUCAUACUAAAAGUGCAAAUGGUAAAUACUAUCUCCCAUUAUUACAUGGUCGCAGUGAUAGAACUGAAUGGAUUAAACAUAAGAAUAAUAAUCACUGUGUUUUUAAGUUCAUCUUGUGUAAUCAAAAUGAUGUCUACAUGUUUGCAAUAUUCUCCACAAUUAUUUUUAUAGAUGUUGCUUCCAGAUAACAGUUCGUAUGUGUCAAUUAUGUGCCAAGGUAAAAGAGUAUCUUAGAUAGUUUUAACUUGAAUUGUAGACAGUUGUGAAGGGGUUUUAUGAAAUUCCCAUUUCAUGAUCCUGUUUCUAGGGAACCAUUGUACACUGUUUUAUGUCUCAAAGCUUUGAUAUUAGGUAAUAUUAAGAAGAAAGAUAUUGAAAAUUAGUUAUAUACUUAUAAGAGAUAUAUAUGUUAUUAGUAGCAGCUACCAUUCUUAAACUUUAUCUGUUAAAGUCUGUGUUUUUUGCUUUUCUUUUAUGGUUCUUGUUGUAAUUUUGUAUAGAUUAGGUAAAGUGUUUCUAUUUUUUUUUAACUAUAAAAGUAAGACUUCUGACUUUGAAGUAUUUUUCUUUUAUAGUUAGCCCUUUUUUCAGUUUGUGUUCCUAGGUGGCUGGACUAAAGUUACUGAAAUGUUCAUGACAGCCUGUUGCAUGAGGAAGACUGUGAUGACAUUGAUAAAGGUUUAGGAGAGGAAGUUCUGAUACAUUCUUGAUUCCAACUCUUGGUUUUGGUUGUUUGUCUCUCUCUUUCUCUCUUUCUUUCUUUUUCUCCUUCUUUCUUUCUUUUUCUCUUUCUUUCUUUCUUUUUCUCCUUCUUUCUUUCUUUUUCUCCUUCUUUCUUUCUUUUUCUCUUUCUUGCUUUCUUUUUCUCUCUUUCUUUCUUUCUCUCUUUUUUUUCUUUCUCUUUCUUUCUCUCUUUUUUUUUCUUUCUCUUUCUUUCUAUCUUUCUCUCUUUCUUCCUUUUUCCUUUUCUCUUCUUCUCUUCUCCUUUUCUUUUCUUUUCUUUUCUUUUCUUUUCUUAUCUUCGCUUCUCUUCUCUUCUCUUCUCUUCUCUUUUCUUCUCUCAAUUUAUUUUAUGAUAUUUGCUGCACAGUAAUCUUUCAUCUUCAUAUUUGUUAAUAUUUUAUAUUUCCUUUAAAUUAUAUUGUUCAUUACUCAUAAUUUUAUUGCAAUCUCUUUGGGUUAAAUUAAGUUAUAUGUGUGUUUACACACACAUACACACACAGAACACAUGCAUGCACACAAGCAUAAAAACUCACACACACGCAUGCACACACAACACACUCACACACACACGCAUGCACACACAACACGCACACACACCCAUGCACACACAACACACACACGCGCGCGCGCACACACAACACGCACACACAACACGCACACACACAUAUUUACAAAUAAACAUGUUUGAUAUACUCAAUGUUAGAGAGCUAUACAGAAUCCAUCCAGAGAUGCAGCUAAUGUACUUGUUAUGCUUUUUGUUAAAAAGAAUAUUACUUUCCAAGUUGUUAUAUUUAGAUUCAUUAAGCAUUUACUGUCACUGCAAGAAUAUAAUCAGUUCAUGCUUAUAACCAUUCCAUUUUGGAGAUGGCAGCAUUGUAAAAGGACAAUCUAACCUUCAUCUUUUUGUCAAUAGUGAUAUCUUAUUGUUGAUGUUCUUACAAAACUAAUUUCAGAACAACUUCUGUUUUGCUGUAAAAUUAGCAGACAGUGACAGAAAAUCACCAACUUACAAGCUCUCUAUAGUUGUAGUGUUUGUGUAAGAUAUGUGUAGAAAAUACUCCAGAUAAAAUUUUGUAUGAUAGCCUUUAAGUAAAUCAUUAUUAGAAUUAUUUGUCAAGUAAAUAAUAUGGGCAGACUAUUGUAUUCAUUUAGGACUAUUAUGGGUACAUGUUAUAGUAUGUAGUACCAAAGUAAUUCAUUGUGGAUAAGAUGUAUGUCAAAAGUUAUGAAAGCUGGUAUUUAUGUAACUUUCUGAUUUCCCAGUCAUGUUUAUUUUUUAUCUAUACAUUAUUAAUAUUGUUACUGUGUUGGUGUGACAGCAAUACUUUUUUCCUUAGAUCAGGAUUUGAAAAGUGAAUGUUCUGGCUAGUCAGGUAGAUUAAUUAUGUAUGUGUGAAUGUGCAAAAUUAUUUCUGUAAUUUACCCUUGUAAUAUAGGAGAAUGAUAUUAAGUUUAUCUACUGCACAGACAUGCAAAUGUGCCAGUUUUUUUUUUUCUUCUUUUUUUUUCAGACAGAUAUAUUCAAUAUAAUCUGAGACUUUUGAAAUAAUGAAUAUCUCGGCUAGGUGGCUUAUCUAAUUAAGGCUUCCAUUUGUUAGUCAAGAUAUGGUUUUGUAGUUUCUCUGAUGUUUUUUUCAUUCCAUGCUUUGAAGUUCUUCAGAUGUUACUUUUAUUUCAGCUCAAGUUAGUUAGAUUAUGUUUAUCUUUAAGUUAAUUUUGUUAAUACCAGAUCUAUAUGUUUCUUGAUAAAAAUAUAUGGUAUAAAGCAGAAAAGUAGUAAUAGAAGUUACAUUGUCAUAAUUUCAGUACAGUAUUACACAAAUAAAUAUCCAGAUUUGUGACACUCUGAGAGCUGGUUAGAUAUCUUAAAACUUUGCACAAAGUACAUGUAUGUGUACAGAACCAUUUCUUGGUAAAUAUGUAACAUGUAUGAUAUACAAAACUAAUGAUAUGUAAUGUGCCAAAUACCAAACAGCUUCCCCAAGUAAGUAUAUAAAUUUUCUUUUUUACUUUUUUUUUCUGUUUUUGUAAUUUGUCUCCACCAUGUGGUAUUAUAAAUGUUCAAUCUAAAUAUCACAUAUCAAA
Messenger RNA from Penaeus indicus, 6054 nucleotides. RefSeq lists its product as uncharacterized. Gene Ontology annotation, molecular function: protein binding. Bases 20 to 1387 code for a protein of 455 amino acids. The record is from RefSeq and is a predicted model, not a curated record. NCBI's taxonomy places the organism in Eukaryota, Metazoa, Arthropoda, Malacostraca, Decapoda, Penaeidae. The transcript is spliced from 8 exons. Gene Ontology annotation, cellular component: plasma membrane.